This is a messenger RNA of Colossoma macropomum (tambaqui), 2675 nucleotides long. RefSeq names its product phosphofructokinase, muscle a (gene pfkma). Gene Ontology annotation, molecular function: fructose-6-phosphate binding; monosaccharide binding; 6-phosphofructokinase activity. Gene Ontology annotation, biological process: canonical glycolysis; fructose 1,6-bisphosphate metabolic process; fructose 6-phosphate metabolic process. The record is from RefSeq and is a predicted model, not a curated record. The transcript is spliced from 22 exons. Gene Ontology annotation, cellular component: cytoplasm; 6-phosphofructokinase complex; membrane. Bases 90 to 2450 code for a protein of 786 amino acids. Lineage: Eukaryota; Metazoa; Chordata; Actinopteri; Characiformes; Serrasalmidae.
UGUUCUGAGAGACUUGAGGGGAAAACAUCAGUCUUUCACCUGCUUUUCUCUUGCCCUUUGCCACCGGGCUCUCUGGAGCACUUUUCAUUAUGUCACAAAUGCCCAGCACAGGAGUGGACCCCACCAAGAUGGGGGUUGGACGGGCCAUCGCUGUCCUGACAUCAGGAGGUGAUGCUCAAGGGAUGAACGCAGCAGUGAGAGCCACAGUCAGAGUCGGCCUGUACACGGGAGCUAAAGUCUUCUUCGUUCAUGAGGGCUACCAGGGCCUAGUUGAUGGAGGAGAUAACAUUCGCCCUGCUACCUGGGAGAGUGUGUCUAUGAUGCUCCAGCUGGGGGGCACUGUUAUUGGCAGCGCUCGUUGUAAGGAUUUCCAGACCCGGGAGGGCCGAAUAAAGGCUGCCUUCAACUUGGUCAAAAGGGGCAUCACCAACCUGUGUGUCAUUGGUGGAGACGGAAGCUUGACUGGUGCCAAUCAGUUCCGCACAGAGUGGAGUGGUCUGCUGGGUGAUUUGGUCAGCAAAGGCAAGAUCACUGCAGAGGAGGCCAAGUGUGCGUCUCACCUGAACAUCGUGGGCAUGGUGGGAUCCAUCGAUAAUGAUUUCUGUGGGACAGAUAUGACCAUCGGCACCGACUCUGCUCUCCACCGCAUCAUGGAGGUGGUGGACAGCAUCACCACCACAGCUCAGAGCCACCAGCGUGCCUUCAUCCUGGAGGUCAUGGGAAGGCAUUGUGGUUAUCUGGCUCUGGUCACUGCUUUGGCGUGUGGUGCUGACUGGGUGUUCAUUCCUGAGAUGCCUCCUGAUGAUGGCUGGGAGGACCACCUGUGCAGGAGGCUGAUGGAGACCAGAAACAGAGGCUCUAGGCUGAAUGUGAUCAUUGUGGCUGAGGGAGCCAUGGGCAGAGACGGCAAACCCAUCACAUGUGAUCAGGUUAAAGAGUUGGUGACUAAGAGGCUGGGCUACGACACGCGCACCACCAUCCUGGGACACGUGCAGAGAGGAGGAACCCCUUCAGCGUUCGACAGGAUACUGGGCAGUAGGAUGGGUGUGGAGGCUGUGAUGGCUCUGCUGGAGGCCACACCUGACACUCCAGCGUGUGUGGUCAGUCUGUCGGGGAACCAGGCGGUCCGACUGCCGCUGAUGGAAUGUGUGCAAGUGACCAAAGAUGUUACUAUUGCCAUGAAAGAGGGCAGAUAUGACGAAGCUGUGAAGCUCAGAGGAAAGAGCUUUGAGAACAACUGGAACACAUACAAGCUGCUGGCUCAUGUACAUCUUCCAGAGACCAAAAGUAACAUUAAUGUGGCCGUGCUGAAUGUGGGGGCUCCCUGUGCUGGCAUGAAUGCAGCUGUGCGGGCUGCGGUCAGGAUCGGCAUCAUCCAGGGCCACAGCAUGCUGGCAGUGCAUGACGGCUUCGAGGGUUUGGCCCAAGGAAAGAUCGAGUCUGUCACUUGGAACAGUGUUGGCGGCUGGACAGGAAAAGGGGGCUCAGUUUUCGGCACCAAAAGAACCCUUCCAGCUAAGCACAUAGAGGAGAUAAGCCUGAACAUUGCCAAGUACAACAUUCAUGCUCUGGUCAUUAUAGGAGGUUUCGAGGCGUUCUCAGGUGGUCUGGAGCUGGUCCAGGCCAGACAGAGGUAUGAGGAGUUGUGUAUCCCCAUGGUGGUCAUACCUGCUACUGUCUCUAAUAAUGUUCCUGGAUCAGACUUCAGUAUUGGGGCUGAUACUGCCCUGAACACCAUCACCUCGACUUGUGACAGGAUCAAGCAGUCAGCUGCUGGCACUAAGCGACGCGUGUUCAUCAUUGAGACUAUGGGCGGUUACUGUGGUUACCUGGCCACCAUGUCCGGCCUCGCUGCAGGUGCAGAUGCCGCAUACAUCUUUGAGGACAAGUUCAACAUUCGUGAUUUAGAGACAAAUGUGGAGCAUCUGGUAGAGAAAAUGAAGACAACAGUUAAGAGAGGGCUGAUUCUCAGAAAUGAGAACUGCAAUGCCAACUAUACAACUGACUUUAUCUUCAACCUGUACUCAGAAGAAGGAAAGGGCAUCUUUGACUGCCGUAAGAAUGUCCUAGGACACAUGCAGCAGGGUGGUACUCCAACUCCAUUUGACAGAAAUUUUGCCACUAAGAUGGGUGCAAAGUCUGUUCUCUGGCUAACUGAGAAGCUGAAGGAGUGUUACAGACAUGGGCGUAUUUUUGCCAACAGUGAGGACUCUGCGUGCGUGUUGGGCAUGAGGAAGAGAGGUCUGGUGUUCCAGCCCCUGGCUGAGCUCAAGGAGCAGACUGAUUUUGAGCACCGUAUUCCAAAGACUACGUGGUGGCUGAAGUUGAGACCUAUUCUGAAGAUCUUGGCUAAGUACAAGAUCAAUCUGGACACCUCUGAGCAGGCUCAUAUGGAGCAUAUUAUCAGCAAAAGAGCUCCAGUCGCUCUGUCUGGUAAAAUGAAAGAGUAAAAUGAGGACUGAGAAGAGCAAAGGACUAAUGUGGGGAAACCUGACCACACAUCCAAUCUCUCUCAUGUCACUAGUCUUUACUGUUCAUUGUUUUCAUUUUUUUGUGAUGGCCCUCUUUCUUUGUUGACCAUUUAUUUUGUCAUAUUUUGUCCAUGCACUUGUGGAAUCUGUUACCACUGUAACCACUGCAAUCAAUUAAAAUUAAUUUAAACAGAAUAAACUAAA